This is a messenger RNA of Ornithorhynchus anatinus (platypus), 2941 nucleotides long. RefSeq names its product RAB33B, member RAS oncogene family (gene RAB33B). Bases 23 to 706 code for a protein of 227 amino acids. The transcript has 2 exons. Gene Ontology annotation, cellular component: endosome; Golgi apparatus. Gene Ontology annotation, molecular function: GTP binding; GTPase activity. NCBI's taxonomy places the organism in Eukaryota, Metazoa, Chordata, Mammalia, Monotremata, Ornithorhynchidae. Gene Ontology annotation, biological process: Rab protein signal transduction. The record is from RefSeq and is a predicted model, not a curated record.
CGUCCGGUCCUGAGGCGGGAAGAUGGCGGCGGCUUCGGCGGGCCUGGAGUCGAGCCUGGAGUGGAGCCUGGGCGGGGGUGUGGAGGCCCCUCCGGCCCCCGCCCGCUCCCGCAUCUUCAAGAUCAUCGUCAUCGGCGACUCCAACGUGGGCAAGACGUGCCUGACCUACCGCUUCUGCGCCGGCCGCUUCCCCGACCGCACCGAGGCCACCAUCGGCGUCGACUUCCGCGAGCGGCCCGUGCUCAUCGACGGGGAGCCCCUCAAGAUCCAGUUGUGGGACACAGCAGGACAAGAACGGUUCAGAAAAAGCAUGGUCCAGCAUUACUACAGAAAUGUCCAUGCUGUUGUCUUCGUAUAUGAUAUGACAAACAUUGCCAGCUUUCAGAGCCUGCCAUCCUGGAUAGAGGAGUGCAAACAGCAUUUACUUGCCAGUGAUAUACCACGGAUUUUGGUUGGAAAUAAAUGUGAUUUGAGAAAUUCCCUUCAGGUGCCUACAGACUUAGCCCAAAAGUUUGCCGACACCCACAGUAUGCCGCUAUUUGAGACCUCUGCUAAGAACCCUAAUGACAAUGACCACGUGGAAGCUAUAUUCAUGACUCUGGCUCAUAAGCUUAAAAGCCACAAACCACUAAUGCUUAGCCAGCCUCCUGAUGAUGGAAUUCUUUUGAAGUCUGAAACAAAAUCUUCAAUGGCCUGCUGGUGUUAAGAUUGUGGUGCUUUGUUCCCACCUUAUGUUGAGAGAUGCUUAAAACAAACAAAAAAGGCCCAAGUUUUGGAAGCAAAUAUAGGAACUUCUUGACAUUAGGGUUUUUUUUCCUUUCAUCUUUCUUUGUAUUUUGUGAUAGUCUCAGUGAAGUUCUCAGUGUGGCUGCUCAAAGAAGUAGGCUUUAACCAAUUCUCAAAGUGGAGGAAAUGACUUAUCCUUUGCUCCCUGAGAUAGCACACUAUUUCAUAUCAGACCAUGUGCUUCAGACUUUGAUUGCAAGGAUGAAAUGAAGGGGAGUCUAGGAGACUAGCCUGACCUCUUACUGUAAUAUCUUAACAUUGGCUCACAAGCUACCUUUUGUGGCCACUUUUUGACACCUGCGCUACCAUUCCCAAGGUGCAAAAGGGCUAGGGAGAGAGCUAUCCUGGAAAGACUUGAGAGGAAAGGCAGGGAGGUAAAGAAAGGACCUGUAGAGCUGACCUCUCCAUCUGGCUCAAUGCCUAUUCUUCCUGCCCUGUGGUGAUGGCUUUCUCCCUCCUGUUGUGUGAUAGGGGCCUCGAGUGCAAGUAAACCUGCCACAAAUAAUGGACUAGAUGAAGGAUUUUUGAAUCAGUGGCUGUGGAUUCAGGUAUUCCCAAGAAAGCCGGUUAAAAGCUUCUGCUUUUCUGGACAAUUACAUUGACUAUUCUCCAAAGGACGACAAGGAAGUCAUCCAAUAUCUUGUGGCUAUCCCUAGAUGGAAUUACUAAAAAGAAAAGCCACACUCACAUGUUGGCUUAUUGUUGUUCCUAUAAUAGUUCCAUGAAUUUAUUAUGAAGUCACAAAAGUCCAAUAGCUAAAGCACGAAAUAGGGUUUGGACCCCUGGUUCCAACAGGCUAGUUGUCAAAGGUAACUUGUCACUUGACUUUAUGUGAGUGGGGAAAGAGAGUACAGUGUAAGUGAUUUUAAGCAUUCAAAAUGCUCAGUUUGACCUUUUUAGAGACCUAACAAUAAGUCCCUCAGCAUUUUAAGACUGAAAUGUUGCAAAAUUAUCUGGUUCCAGGCAACUGUGGGUGGUUAUUAUAGUAGCUUGGAACCAGAUGCAAUAUGCUGUCUGCCAAAAAAAAAAAAAAACACCCCAAUCCAAUGAUUACAGGCUUUAGAAGAAGGAAGGAAUUUCUGCUAUAUUUGUGAUUUUGCACUGUAAGUACAGUCAGUUAAAAAUUGGUGAGCAAUUCAGUCCCAGUAAGUUUUAUUCCUCGGUAAUGGAAGGAUUGUGUUUUGGCACUUAAUUUUUAAUUUGACAUUACUUGAUUGCACAUAAUUGUUGUAAAAAAGUAAAAGCAUGAAGGUGAUGAGCACGUGUAUUUUCUCUUCUAGAGCACGGUGACUGUUAAUGAACUUUGUGGAAAGAUUAAGUCAAGAUAGGAAUAAUAGUGAUCAUGUCCUGGAGACAUGGCUUUCUAUUUAAAAAAUAAUAAAAAUAAAAAACACCUAAGGGUGAACGCUAGUAGGGUCUUUUCUUUUUUAAUAAACAUUCAAAGUAACUGUGGAAAGCAGUCAGGAAAUAAUUUUAUUUUAAAUAUAAGGGGAAAAAGACUGCCUUGAUUCAACUUUAGGAUAAUCGGUUUCACCUAAUGGUAUGAUUAAGGUAGAUUUAUGAAAUGGGAAGAUUUGUUUAACUGUUAGCAAUAUUACUGUGAUUAAUUCAACUUGGAUAGCAUCUUUGAAAAGGGAAGUAUUGUAGUGUACUAGCUUUUUAGAGGAAAAAUAAGACUUGGUUUUCAAAUAUUCAUAUGGAAACUGGUGGUUCAACAGAAUUUUUGUAUGUUACAAAAAUUAAAGGAUUUUCACAUCCUGAAUUUUGAAAGAAUUGAUCUUGAAUAUAUAUUAAAAUAUUUACUUUGUCACAAGUUUGAACUUACGAACCUACAACAGUAUUAAGGUGAAGAUAGCUAACGUAUCAGAAUAAGUUCAGAUUGGAAAAUGGUUAUCAUAAAUAUUUUAAGCCAUGAGCCAUUAAAUGUUUGUAAAUAUGGAUCCAACAUGUCAGCCUUACGUAAGGUUCGCUAACUUGAUGUUUCUACUACCAGUAACGUGUUAGCAUAUGAAACUUAUGGCUACAUUAAGCCAAGAUCUAAUGUUUUUUAGUAAAGUUUUCACCUGGUCACACUCAUUCUGUACACAGUAUAAUUGUAUGUGGAGGUGAUAACGCUGUUCCAGAAAACUAAUAAACUAGCUUUAUCACAGAUAAA